AGUUUAUGUUGUUAUUCACGGAUGUUUAAACCUGAAACACUAAAUACCAAAUGUGAUCUAUUUCCAGAAGAUCGGUCUUUUUGAAAGGACCACAAAGAUAUGGGGAAACCUGGUCACGUGGUAAACAAAAUAUUAUUGCUGACUGUUUGUCUGGUUUUAACGAGGGCUGCGAGUAUAGACCCACCCGAGAGUGGCUCCAUUCUCUUCAAGUUUGUAGAAAGGUCUGCAGGUGAUGAUCACGAUCACACAGCCGAUGAUCAUGAAGAUAAAAUUCCUCACAGUGCAGACCCACUCGACAGUGGCCUGGGCUCCAUUCUCUUUCUGUCAGGAACUUUCCUGAUUGGGGCUGUAUCAAGACACAUAAUCAACAAGAUCGGCUACAAUAUUCCCUACACUGUGGUACUCUUGGCUAUUGGAAUGUUGAUAGGUGCCCUAUUCAAACACUGGGAGAAGGAAUUUCAUGGGUAUGCCGGAAUGAUACACAUAGAUCCUCAUCUCCUGAUGUUUACGUUUCUUCCUGUCUUGCUAUUUGAAUCUGCAUUCUUGCUCGAUAUUCAUGCCAUCAAAAAGUCUAUCGGGCAGAUUCUAGUUCUAGCGUUACCCGGUUACAUAGUUACCUCGGCAACAACUGCAGUUGUGGUCUAUUACAUAUUCCAAUACGACUGGUCCUGGAAUACCUCUAUGAUGGUAGGUGCUAUACUGAGUGCUACAGAUCCAGUGGCGGUAGUCGCACUUCUGAAGAGCAGUCCUGGCGGUAAAGACGUUCACCACCUAUCGAUUGUUAUAGAAGGCGAGUCACUGCUGAACGAUGGAGCAGCUAUAGUUUUGUUUAACAUUUUUCAGAACAACGCCAUGAAACCCUGCCCCGGGGAGACAUACUUCUGUGAAAUAGGGAAAGUGUUAACAAAUUUCACAGCCGAGCAGUUCUGUGACCCAAACCGGCUCAAUUACUUGAAUUGUACUGAACCACUUCGUAUCAACAAACAAAUGUGCACUGAUUUGACCGUGGAAGAGAUUUUAAUAGAUAUAGCCGUGAAAGUGUUAGGAGGGCCUUGUUUUGGGAUAGUAAUGGGUUAUGUGUUUGUCUUCUGGCUAGGAAAGGUCUUUAACGACUACUUGACCGAAAUAACAAUCACAGUCGGAUCUCCAUAUUUGGUGUACUACAUCAGUGAGAUGUUCCUUCAAUCGUCCGGGGUGCUGUCGGUAGUUUUGUUUGGAUGUGUAGUCAACAUGAAUAAAAUGAACAUAAGUCCAGAAAUCGAAGCUUUCUUAAACAAAUUCUGGGAACAGAUGGGUUAUCUGGUGAAUACAAUAAUAUUCCUGGUGGUUGGAAUGAUCAUAACAUUCUCAGCUCUAGAGAAUAUAGAAGUGACCGACAUAGUGUACCUUGGCGCAUUGUACGUAGGGGUGGCUGCCUCCAGAUCAUUGAUGCUGAUGUUUUUCCAUUGCGUCCUUUCCAGGACAGGGUACGGAAGUACCUGGCAGUCAGCAUCUGUCCUGAUGUGGGGUGCUCUAAGAGGAGCUGUUUCUCUGGCACUAGCUCUUCAAGUGAAUCACAAUGCGGGAUUCUGUAAGGCGAUGAGAAGCAAGAUACUGUUCUUUGUUUCAGGGAUCGUCGUGCUAACUUUACUUAUCAACUCGACGACAUUCAACCAAGUUCUGUCAAUACUAGGAUUUUGUCAUAUCUCUAAAGCUAAAAAGGUGGCAGUAGAUUCUGCUGCCACGAUAAUAAUGGAAGCAAUGAAAAAGGAACUGCAUUCCCUAAAACAGGAUGAUAAACACACGGAUAGCAGCUGGGAAGAAGUUAAGAAGAUAUGUUACAUAGAUACGAUCUACAACACAGAAAAAGAUAUUUUGACGAAUAGGCGGGAGAUAGAGAAAUUACACGAUCAGGUGACUGCGUGCAAUAACUGUUCCACUAAAGUUGCAGUACCGCUUACAAGGGCAGAACUGAGCGAGUUUUAUGAUGAAUCUAGGUCUAGGGUGUUCAAAGCUUUUAAGAUAAGUCUCUGGAAACAGUUCGAUCACGGGUUGUUGAGUAAGCCGGCGCUGCGGUUUCUAGACGACAUGUGUGAUCAAACACUAGACAUUCGAGACAAGUUCAUCGAGCUAUCUGAGAUUGAAUACAUGUGGCACACUGGAUGUACACUGUCAUAUUUUAAAUCAAAGCUGGUUUCACUCCAGGCAGGCAGCAAGGAGGAUAACUUCCCAAUUCCUAACAAUAUCCACCAAUACAGGGUUUAUCAGCUAGUAUCUACUACCGCAUUCGAUAUGGUUAUCAUGUUUUGCAUUUUCGUAAAUAUCAUUAUGGUAAUAGUAGAGCUAUCUAUGCCUUCAGCCAUGUGUGAAGGAACAGAAAAAACUAACCUUAGUAUUGCUUUUGGAAUUUCAAACUAUUGUUUCUUGGCCCUUUUCAUCAUCGAAAUGAUAUUGAAACUCAUCGGCCAGCGAAAAUACUAUUUUUUCAACAAGUGGAAUUUGGUAGAUUUUGCAAUCAUCAUCAUCUCGAUCGCUGACUCCGUCUCAGACAUCUUUACAGCCUGUGGCUCAGCCAACCUUAAUUUCAACGUUUUCAGAGUCAUCCGAAUUGUGCGGUUGUUCAGAUGCGUUCGUCUCAUAAAGUGGAUACUUCUAUUUUUUCAAAAAGUGGUGAGAGAUCUAAUACACAAGUCAGUUUCGGCUGGGUACGAUAUUGGGAGUGCAUUCAUUGUUGCUUCUGACGAAGUUUUGGAACACUUGGAACAGAUUGUCGCUUACGAGGAGUGCAGGGCUGUCUUCAAGGAAAAAAUUCUCAAAGCUCGUAAUGAAGUAAAUAAAAGUUUAGCCUUGGUAAGGAAAGAAUUCCCAGGGAUAGCCAUAGCUAUAAAUACCAAACAAGUGGUGCGACUUAUUCUAAAUAAAGGCAGAGACACCAAUUGGAAGCUUCUCCAAGAUGGUUUAGUAGAAGAGUUUGACUGUGCUUUGUUCACCAAACAGUUAGAAGAAAAGAUGAAACGUUUGCUUGCUAACCCUACACAUUGGAUAUCUCCUCCCGAUGCCUACAGUAUGUUUGUUAAGGUACCCUGGCUGAAAAAUUUGCCGGAAUACGUUGUGACUAACUUUAGUAAUCUUGCAGAACAUCACCUUUACACCAAAGGGGAGGCAUUUAUAAAGAAGGGAGAGAUCGCUGAUGGGGUGUUUUUAAUAAUUUCCGGACAAGCUAGAGUUGUCCACUCCUUGGAGGAUAUUGAGGUCGCCUCGUCAAAAUCAGACCUCGCCAAAACAUCUAGUUUGCAUUUGGCUUGUCAUCUAAAACACAAUGUUCUAUUAGGCCCCGGAGCAAUAGUUGGGGAGCAGAGCAUUCUCGUUAACCGACCAAGAGGAUCGCAUGUUGUGUGCGAGUCUGAUCUACAGUGCUACUUUAUAUCAGCUGAAGAUAUGCACGGGCUCAUGCUCAAAUAUCCUAUCAUUGAGGAGAACCUCUGGAGACUUUGCUCCAUCAGAAUGGCUCAGACUCUUCUCUCAAAAACAAAUAAAUAUAAAACAUGCAGUUUUGAUGGACUUAAAGCUCGGUGUGAGCAAAGUGUACUGGCAACGUUGGUUCCAGAAACCAGUAAUGGAAUAUUUGAAAUAGACGAGGUCAUUACAGAUGUGAUUGUAAUAUACGGUUCAACAAGAUGUUUCCCCUCUAACAUUGUAAUAAAUGGACCCAAACUGGUACCCGAGGGCACAACUAAGCUUCAUCUCAUGUCUCCGUGUAAAAUGCUAACAAUUAUCAGCCCAACACAUGAUAUCGACCUGAAGAAAUACAACGAAACAGCGCCAAAACCCCAAAAAGUGGAGAAUGAAUCGCUUUCUUCCCAACAAAGUCUAUUAUAUCCAGGAGAUAGUGAUAGUUCUGUAUCCAGGGAACAAAUCAUCAGCGAUAUGAAACUUUCCUGCGUCAUUAAAGAAGAUCCUAAUCCGACGACUCGACAACAGUACGAGAAGAAACGCAGAAUGGAUCAUCUGAAGGACAUUCGAGAGCAGUCUGGUGAGGUAACAACAAAUUUGGGACAAUCAAACUCAUUAAGUAAUGAGAGACUAACACCCGUAGAGAAUUCGAGUCCUUGUAAGAAGAAAUCCUAGAGUUUUAGAUAUUUCUUCCAGUGCUGGACACUGCAGAUUGUAGAUUAUCUAACGAGUUAUAUAACAUGUAUAUUGUAUAAGAUGUAUAUUGUA
Bolinopsis microptera is the source of this 4200-nucleotide messenger RNA. RefSeq names its product sodium/hydrogen exchanger 10-like. Gene Ontology annotation, biological process: regulation of intracellular pH; potassium ion transmembrane transport; proton transmembrane transport. Gene Ontology annotation, molecular function: sodium:proton antiporter activity; potassium:proton antiporter activity; monoatomic ion channel activity. The record is from RefSeq and is a predicted model, not a curated record. The coding region runs from base 100 to 4107 and encodes 1335 amino acids. Gene Ontology annotation, cellular component: plasma membrane. The transcript has 2 exons. NCBI's taxonomy places the organism in Eukaryota, Metazoa, Ctenophora, Tentaculata, Lobata, Bolinopsidae.